AUGAGCAACCCAGAAGUGAUAACACUCAAUGUGGGGGGCAUGAAGUUCACCACUCUAACAUCUACUCUUCUUAGAUUUCCAGAGUCAAAAUUUGCACAUCUGCUGGAUGGCAGCGAUCGGGACUUUAGAAUAGUAAAUGGCCAAUAUUUUGUGGACCGGGAUGGAACUCUAUUCAACUACAUUUUAGAUUAUCUCAGGACAUCACAGCUGACUUUGCCUUCAGACUUCUCAGAUUAUGAAAGGCUUCAGAGAGAAGCAGAAUUCUAUCAGAUUCCAUCGUUGGCUGAACAGUUGGGUCAAGAAAACUUCUAUCGGCCCAGAAUGGAAAUCCUAGAAGUGCGUUUUCUACUUCAGGAAACUCAUGCUUUUUUCCGCAUCUUCUGUUCAUGUAGCAGCACUAUUGAAGCUCUUGCUGAUCGCAUUGUCAUGUAUAUAGAGCAACCAAUAGGAGUUCAAGGCUGGAGCUUUCCAUAUGGCUCCCAAAAACCCAUGGCACCUAUACCUCUACAAAGACCAUCACAUCAUGACCUGGUGUUUCAGAGUGGAACAGACUACUCAACAGGAGACCAGUUCGGAGCCAGGUAUGUCUCCAUAAAACCGGACCAGAGGAAACUACUAAAUGGAACCAAUGUGCUUGGACUCCUGCUGGAUAUCUUACUCAGGGAAGGCUUCAGUCUAGUGAGCACCAGAGCGGUGUCAGCGGAAGAAAAAGUAGAGUGCUACACCUUUGAGAGGAAGAAAAGGCCCGAAGUUCUGACCAUCACAGAGAACCCUAAACCGGAAAAAAAUGUGAUCAUCCAAACAAAACAGGUCAAAACAAACAAGAAAAGAUGAAACAAACAAACAAAAAAAACACACCCAAAAGCUGAAAAAUCACUAAUCACCAACUUCAGAGGCUAAAGUAAUUGCCACCAAAACUACAGUUUUGAUGGUCAGGAUAAUGCUGCAUGUACA
Messenger RNA from Hyla sarda, 954 nucleotides. RefSeq names its product potassium channel regulator (gene KCNRG). Lineage: Eukaryota; Metazoa; Chordata; Amphibia; Anura; Hylidae. Bases 1 to 834 code for a protein of 277 amino acids. The record is from RefSeq and is a predicted model, not a curated record. Gene Ontology annotation, molecular function: protein binding. Gene Ontology annotation, cellular component: endoplasmic reticulum. The transcript has 2 exons. Gene Ontology annotation, biological process: protein homooligomerization; negative regulation of delayed rectifier potassium channel activity.